Molecule: messenger RNA, 1530 nt
Organism: Ramularia collo-cygni
Lineage: Eukaryota; Fungi; Ascomycota; Dothideomycetes; Mycosphaerellales; Mycosphaerellaceae
Exons: 5
Coding region: 1-1530 (509 amino acids)
Source: RefSeq, a predicted model, not a curated record
AUGUCGGUGGCUGAGAACACCACCACAAGCCUCGUGCCCAGUGCGAGAAGAUCAAUUAGGGCUCCCCUGCCAUCUCGGCCUGGGAAGCGAUUAAUCUUGUGCGAGGAUGGUUCAUGGCUAAACAGCGAUAGUGGCAGCUUGAAAAGCGCACUUUCCAUAACCAGUAAUGUCACUAGGAUCUCCAGAGCGAUCAGGCCCAUCAGUGCCGAUGGGAUUCCCCAGGUUGUGUAUUAUCACCAAGGCGUCGGCGCUGGCGGAGGCAUCACCAACAAGAUUAUUGGCGGUGCCAGCGGAGCAGGAUUGGGAGAGAUCGUGAGGGAAGGCUAUCAAUUCCUCGCAACAAAUUACGUCCCAGGAGACGAAAUUUUCAUCUUUGGCUUCUCCAGAGGUGCCUUUUCAUCACGCAGUAUUGCCGGAGUCAUUGGAGAAAUAGGCAUUCUCACAAGAGAAGGCAUCCCAUACUUUCCUGAGAUCUUCCGAGAUCUCCAGCAUCAACACGAUGACAACUACAGWCCUAAGCAUCCAGACGUCCCUUUCCCUAACAAACCUAGUGCCCUAGAUCCACAGUACAGGCAUGAGUUGGAGCGACGAGGACUGACGCGGCUUGGCGUGAACAUCAAAGUGAUUGGUGUGUGGGACACGGUCGGCGCUCUGGGAACUCCCAAGAUUGGAUGGCUCACCCGUCUCGGACUGCAGGACACAUCCAUGAGAGAGCUUUCCUUCUACGACACUGCCUUGAGCGAUUGUAUCGAGUACGCCUUUCAAGCCUUGGCACUCGAUGAGCGCCGGUAUGCCUUUCCGCCGUCACUGUGGGAGAAACUGGAAGGCAAUGCCACAACAUUACGGCAGGUCUGGUUCCCAGGAGCCCACAGCAAUGUCGGAGGUGGCUACGAUGAUCAGCAAAUCGCGACCAUCUCGCUAGCUUGGAUGAUGGCCCAAUGUCAGCCCUUCUUGGACUUUGAUCUUGACUAUAUCCACGACGAGUGGGAGGUCAAUGAUUUGGAGUAUGAGAACAAAGACGAAAAGAUCAGGCCCUGGUCUUUUGGCAAGAUUUUCUCUGGAAUGGAUGGCCUCUAUUCACUCGGUGGAUCAAGAAUAAGAACGCCGGGCCGGUAUUGCGCAUACAACCCUACCAACGGUAAGCCAACCAGGGAUCCCCUUCUCGACACGCACGAAUACAUCCACCCGUCCGUCCGAUCACGUCUGAAACUCCACGGCCCAGGCCUCGACGACAAAGGAGAAUACGACUGCAAAGCGCUCCAGAACUUCAAGCUAGUCAUAGAAUGGCCCGAAGAGAAUGCUAAGCGCCCCACGGUGUAUUGGAGAUCGCGGACGAGGCCAGCUGAUGGUUUUGUAAAGACGCUCCCUGAAGCACCGCUCUGGAAUCUGGAGAUGGAGCUUCUGCGGUAUGAUCCCGAGACGGAACAGUAUGUCAUGAAGCCUUCUGGGGUGCGAGCAAGAAAGAGUCAGAGAGUGAAGGACAGGAGUCGCAGUCGAAGGCCUAGUACGCACUCUCCGGCGCCUAGGUAG